Leptopilina boulardi is the source of this 592-nucleotide messenger RNA. RefSeq names its product coiled-coil domain-containing protein 12. Bases 41 to 499 code for a protein of 152 amino acids. The transcript is spliced from 3 exons. Gene Ontology annotation, cellular component: post-mRNA release spliceosomal complex; U2-type spliceosomal complex. The record is from RefSeq and is a predicted model, not a curated record. NCBI's taxonomy places the organism in Eukaryota, Metazoa, Arthropoda, Insecta, Hymenoptera, Figitidae.
GGAUUGUUUUGUUUGUUGUGUUAUCUCAAAAAAGUGAAAAAUGACAGAUGACGAUAAAAUCGGUACUCUUACUGAUGAAGCUUUAAAAAGAAAAGAGAGAUUAGCAGCAUUAAAAAGAAAAAAUGAAGUAUCUAAUGAAAAACUUGAACCUUCAAAGAAACUUCCAACACCAAAAUUUCGAAGUUAUAGACCACAGGAUGAAAGUUUAAAAGAAAAAAUAUUAGACGAUGCUAAACCAGGUGAUGUAGAAUCUGAAGUUGCGGAACAAUUAAAAGCAGCUACUACAAAAGCUGUUAUCGAAGAACUUGAUAUUCAUAAUCUAGCACCUAGAAAGCCUGAUUGGGAUUUAAAAAGAGAUGUUGAUAAGAAACUAGAAAAAUUAGAAAGGCGUACACAAAAAGCAAUAGCGGAAUUAAUCAGAGAUAGAUUAAAAAUGACUCAGGAAGAUCUUGCAAGUGCAGUUAAUGUAGGAACAAAAACACACGAUAAUGGAAACUAAAAGAAAUAGUAUAAAUUUACUUUUUUAUAUUAUUAAUUUUAAUAUUUUGUAAAUACGCAUUUUCUGUAAUUAUAAAUUAAUAUUUUAACACAA